Abrus precatorius (Indian licorice) is the source of this 1383-nucleotide messenger RNA. Its product is annotated as putative zinc finger protein At1g68190. Bases 292 to 1383 code for a protein of 363 amino acids. Gene Ontology annotation, molecular function: zinc ion binding. Lineage: Eukaryota; Viridiplantae; Streptophyta; Magnoliopsida; Fabales; Fabaceae. The record is from RefSeq and is a predicted model, not a curated record. The transcript has 4 exons.
CCUACACCCAACCCAUACUUCAAUUCAAUUCUUCACUCCCUUUUUUCCCAAACUAAGAUAAACAACACCCCUCAGUACUCUCUCUCUUUUCCCCCUCUUCCACUCCUUUUUAUUGCAAAACAAUCCAAGAUCUUCUAAACCAUACAAGACAGCCCUUUGGCAUAAAAGGUUUCUGCAACCAUUUAUGGAGCAGCUGAGCUGAUAUCUGGAUUCUUCUUUAUUCAAAUUGCUGCCCUACAUAGUAUGAGGUUUUAGAGUUUUUUUUCAUGUUUGAAGUUGUAAACUAGGGAAAUGGAGAAAGUUUGUGAAUUCUGCACAGCUUUUAGGCCACUUGUUUACUGCAAGGCUGAUGCCGCAUAUCUUUGUCUAUCCUGUGAUGCAAAGGUGCAUUUGGCAAAUGCAUUGUCUGGCCGACACCUCCGUACCCUUGUGUGUAACUCAUGCGGAUACCAUCUUGCUUAUGUUCUGUGUUUGGACCACAAAAUGUUAAUCUGUCGAGAUUGUGAUCAAAAGUUGCACAAUGUUUCUUUACCACAUCACAAAAGAGCUAUCAGAAGCUUCAUGGGUUGCCCUUCUGCCAAAAACUUUGCAGCACUCUGGGGUUUUGAAUUGAAUAAGAUUGAAAACAGUGAUAGUCAGGAUCAGUUUGCUUCCGUUUCUUGUGUUUCUGCAGAUUUGAAUGGGGUACAAGUCUCAGGAAAGCUUAGCACUGGCAGUCAAACUGGGGUCUCGUCAACGCUAUCUGGGGCCAAACUUGAUGGGGGUUCGAGCAGUCAACAAGGUCAGAUAUUGUACAGUGAUCAAGAGCGACAAACUAUUCUGCAGCAGAUUAUUGAUUUGAAACGGCUUCAGCUAAAUGAGGAGAUUGGCCAUUCUGCAAAGAUAAAUAGGUUACAAGAAAAAGAUUUAUCUCCUUCAAAAUAUCAUACUCUUAAGAAAUUGAACAAAAAAUUCAAUCAGCAAGCACCAAAUUCCCAGGAUCUUGCUACUGAUCUUUUGGAGAAAGACUGUCCCAUUAUGGAGUUGAAUCCUGAAACUUUGCCUUCUACGUUUUCUCAAAUUGAUAAUUUAUCUUCAUCUUCAAUUAUAGACCUUCCCUUGCAUGGAGAGUUGUUCUGGACAUGCAGAAGUCCACUUCGGAGUAAUCAGUUGUGGUCCCAAAACAUUCAAGACCUUGGGAUAUGUGAAGAUUUUGUUUGUCAAGAUGAUUUUAACAUACCUGAUGUUGACUUAACUUUCCAAAACUUUGAGGAAUUAUUUGGAGGAGAUCAAGAUCCAGUCAGAUUAUUGCUUGAUGAUAAAGAUGUCUCCUACUCUUUUUUGGAGAAAGAUAUGUCAGUUGACAAGUCAGAUAUUGACAACCCAAAUGCAAUGGAGGUCUGA